AUGGCCAUGGCCAAAUCUCUCCUCCUGCUAUCUCUUCUCGGCCUCGUCCACGCCCAGUCCUACUCGGGCUGUCACACCCACGGCAGCGUCGAGUACUGCUACGGCGCAGAUGGAAAGGAAACCCCCAUCUCCACGCAGGUUCCCGCUACCGCGACGGUUCCUGCAAGCACCGCCGCCAGCACAACCACCUCCGCACAGGCCUCCGCCGUGACGGGAUGCCACAGCCACGGCAGCGAGGUAUACUGUAUUGACGGGGAUGGACACGAGGUGCAAGUGGUACUGGCGUCAACGCCGACGGGAGAACUGCCAGCCCAGUACACGGGAUGCCAUUCGCAUGGCGGAGACACAUACUGCAUCGAUCCGGAGGGAAACGACGUACAGAUCAUUGAAGAGGAGAGUUCGACGGAAACUUUAUCUACCUCGAGCGAGGAAUCGCAGUCGGGGUCUUCGAAGGAGGGCAUGAACUGUCACUUCCACGCGGGUGUUGAACACUGCGUGGGCGCGGGAGAAUCCGAGAGCAAAAGUAGCAGUAGCUGUGGCCUCCGAAGCCGCGACUACGACGUCCCCCUGCGCAUCGGGACAUUGUUCGUCGUGCUAGCCACCAGCUCCAUCGGCGUGUUCCUGCCCAUGCUCCUGGUCAAAUUGCCCUUUGCAUCUCUGAACGGGGCCGUCUCAACGGUGAUCAAGCAGUUCGGAACGGGGGUCAUUCUCUCCACUGCUUUCGUGCAUCUCUACACCCACGCCAACCUCAUGUUCACCAACGAGUGCCUCGGCGAACUCGAAUACGAAGCCACCACCUCCGCCGUCGUCAUGGCAGGCAUCUUCCUCUCCUUCCUCUUCGAGUACAUCGGCCACCGCAUCAUCCUCGCCCGCGGGAAGCGGGCCCCCUGCCCCGAGCAGACCUGCGAAACCGCCCCGUCACCAUCACCCACAAGCAAGGAACCAACCCCCCACCAACCGCAGCAACAGCAACACACCCUCGCCGCCCUGGGCCACCAUCACGGGCCCCCGCUCGACCCCACAAACCCCAACACCAAGCUCUCCGUGUUCGUCAUGGAAGCCGGCGUGAUCUUCCACAGCAUCCUGAUCGGGCUCACCCUCGUGGUGGCGGGGGACUCGUUCUACAAGACGCUGCUGGUGGUGAUUGUGUUCCACCAGUUCUUCGAGGGGCUGGCGCUCGGGGCGCGGAUCGCGCUGCUUCCGGGACGGCUGUUGUCGUAUAAGGCGGUGAUGGCGGGUGCGUUUGCGGUGAUCACGCCGGUGGGGAUGGCGAUCGGGCUGGGCGUGCUGCAUUCGUUCAACGGGAACGAGAAGAGUACGCUUGUGGCGUUGGGGACGCUGGACGCGCUGUCUGCGGGGAUCCUGGUGUGGGUUGGGGUGGUCGAUAUGUGGGCUCGGGACUGGGUGAUGGAGGGAGGGGAGAUGAUGAAUGCCAGAGUGAGCAGAGUGGUUAUUGGGGGGGUCUCGCUGAUUGCGGGCAUGGUGUUGAUGGGGGUGUUGGGCAAGUGGGCUUAG
Molecule: messenger RNA, 1515 nt
Organism: Aspergillus thermomutatus
Lineage: Eukaryota; Fungi; Ascomycota; Eurotiomycetes; Eurotiales; Aspergillaceae
Gene: zrfC
Product: putative ZIP Zinc transporter
Exons: 4
Coding region: 1-1515 (504 amino acids)
Biological process (GO): zinc ion transmembrane transport
Cellular component (GO): plasma membrane
Molecular function (GO): zinc ion transmembrane transporter activity
Source: RefSeq, a predicted model, not a curated record